Molecule: messenger RNA, 3087 nt
Organism: Zophobas morio
Lineage: Eukaryota; Metazoa; Arthropoda; Insecta; Coleoptera; Tenebrionidae
Exons: 3
Coding region: 1361-2845 (494 amino acids)
Source: RefSeq, a predicted model, not a curated record
GAUACAAAGUCCACGGUCGAUAGACGGGAAAAAGGAAGUUCUUCCUAGUCCUUAUAUCCAGAGCAUUUCCGAAGGAAGAAAAAUUAAGAUGUUCUUUGGCGCACUCGUGCCUGUUAACCGUGUGUCGUUAGUGAACGUUCUGUGGAAUCCACAGACUAAAUCUUUGGGUAGCGAAAUUAUAGGUUACAGGUUUUCGAGUCUUGAAACAUUAAUGUUAGAAGAGAGCAAUGUUAAUUUAAAAGAUUAUAAAAUUUUCGGAAAAAGCCUGGGACCACAGAUAAAGGCAAAAAGUAUGAAAAUAUGAUAACUGCUAACAUCAUACUUCAUAUGGUAAGCACCGAUGAAGUAAAAAACUUCCACGUUUCGUCAGACGAUGCAAAUUUUGGGGCAUUCGAUGAUGUAGUUAUUGAAAUGGAUACAGACGACCGAAUCCAAAUAAAAGCAGUGCAAUUAAAACACAGCAACAAUCCAGGAAAUUUGGGCAUAAAACGACUAGCAACCGAAAAGGGGGACUUCAGCUUACUUAAAUAUUUUAAAUCGUUCCAAGAGAUAAAGGAGAGACCCCCAACAAUGUAUUUUGUUCACCAACCUUAAAUUUAAAGUUUCGAAAGACACAAAAUUUCAGCUCGACGGAAAAGAAUUUUUCUUAGAACCUUAUGAAGCAACAAUUGACAAUGAUUGUUUGAAUAUUUCUCAAGAUGUAAAUUGUUGCUAUAAAUUUCGCAUUCUAAAAGACGAAUAUGCUGGAGACAGUUUUUCGGAACUUCAGCAGUUCAAGACAUUUUUUGAAAGCUUUAGUCUUUAUACUAACCAACAAAGUCUGGAAAUACUUGAAAAAUCGACAACGAAUAACUUCGCGGAGACGUUCUGUUCUGAUCACGAAACCUUCGAAAAAUACCUCAAAGUUAUAACUGAGUGGGAUAUGCAAGAAGGAUCGAAAAACAAAUUAGACAAGAAGACGAUGCAACGUGCAAUUGCACUUUGUCUUCUGUCUCCAUACGUUGAAAAUUUUAGUUUUGGUGAAGUCAACGACGAAGGGAAAAUUCUUCGUGAAGCAAUUUGUGACUUCGAUAUUACACUUUUGGAAAACACCGAAUGUGAGGUAGUUAAGCAGUUGUGGGCCGAUUUGGACGAAGAUUUUAGCAUCAAGGAAUUAAACAGAAUCAGAUAAUUUUAUCGUCUUUCUCCUAAUUACAUAUCAAGGGUAGAAGAUAUAGAUGGAAGUGUGCUGGCACAACUUUUGUGGGUGUUGAACAAACGUCCACUCAUCGUGAGAGAAUAUGAAAAUAUUGAAAAAGCUAUUCAACUGUGUCCCGAAACGAAAUUUGUUUUGCUUGGUGAAGGAAUAUGGAGAGAGUGGAUGAAAGAUCGCUCCGUGUUCCAGAACUUGUUCAGUUUGAGAUUAGAAGAAAAAUUGUACGAAACAGUGAUGCAGGUCUUUACUAUUUCCCUACAAGGGAAAAUAGUGCUUACUUUGAAGGAAGCGUUAGGAGAAAAUGAAGAAUUUUUAAGGAACAUAACCGUAAAUAGUCUUUUAGAAAUGAUACAAAGUCCACGGUUAAUAGACGGGAAAAAGGAAGUUCUUCCUAGUCCUUACAUCCAGAGGUAUUUGUCGUUAAAUGUUAUAGAUAGUAAAUAUUUAGAACACGUCAAUCAUGAUACCGUCGUUAUUCUAAAUUGCGCAGAUAGUUCUAAUACAAUAAAAAAACCUAAAGAAAUUAAGUUGACAAAUGUCGACGAUUACUUGAAUGAUCCAGAGUGCAGAAGUUCUGAUACUCCAAUUUUCAUUAUCAAUAAAAACUUAUGUAGCGACUCUGAAUUUGAGGAAAUUUGCUCUAAAACAUCAGAAUCAACAACGGUUCAUUAUUUCAAACUUCUUAGUGAUAACAAUUUAGAAUGGAUCCGAAGCAAAGGCGAUGUCGGAGAAUUGCAAAAUCAUAAAUUAGACAGUCAUUCCAAAGACGAAACCGAAUUUUGGUCUUGCACGUUAAAUAAAAGCAUUAACUUAAUAACAGGAGACCCAGGAAUGGGUAAAAGUGAAUUAAUGAAAAGCUUAAAAAAUCAGUGCUCUUCUAAACAUUGGACAAUAAUUAUAAACCCUCAAGACGUUAAUUUACUCUUUAAACAAUCAGAAGCGUGUGCAACAUCAGAUUAUAUAAACCUGUUUCAGACAUUCAUCUUCGAGAAAAAACAUGUUUAUCUUGGACGGUUAGAUAAAGAGUUUUUUAAAAUUUGUUCUGAGCAACUGCGCGUUUACUACGUAUGGGACGCUCUUGAUGAAAUUUCUACUAAAUAUUUAGAACUCGUUUCAGAUUUGAUUGUUCAGUUAUCACAGGAAGGUUUUACACAGUGCGUUACUAGUAGAAAACACUUGAGAUCUUUUCUUGAAAAAAAAUUUAAUACAUUAUCGUUCAGUAUAAAUCAGUUUAAUGAGCAGGAGCAAGAAGAUUACAUUAGAAAACGUCUCAAUCCUGUUGUUUCAGAAGACAACAUAGAGGAAUCUAUUCGAAAAGUAAAAUCUAGUUUUGCUUCGAUAAAGCAUAUAGACAUUUUAGGAAUUCCUCUUCAAAUAUUUAUGCUCACAGAACUAGUUCUUCAAAACAGUGAAGUAUAUUUAAAGUUAUUUGGCGGUUCUUGGCGUUUGACUGAUCUAUAUCACCACCUUAUUGAAGAAAAGUUCAUGGUUUUCUAUGAAGAUAAGUUGUGCCUUGAUUCUCAGCAUUUUCAUUUGAAACGUAUUUUUGCCAGAGAUAAAGGCAUAACUUUAACGCACUACGAAAAACUCGCAGUUAACCUAAUCUUUACGGACUGCGGAGCGAUCGAUAGCACUGAUAAGAGUAGUUGAAUCCCAUUCCUUGAGCGGCCAUAAUAAAAAACUGUUUUGUUAUAAACAUAGUGCGUUUUUCCAACACGUUUUGUUAAAGAUGAAAAAUAUUGUCAUAGUUCACUGUUAUCUGAAAAUCUUCUAAUUAUCUGAUGUUUAACUAGGUAUAUUAUAGGCUGUAGUGGUACGAUCCGUACUUUUAGUUUUACUCUUUUGUGUAUCAUCCUUGUCCAAAAAUUUUGAUUUAAGUACGUAUCUGUAUU